UUUGCUUAUCAGCGUACACAUAUCAUUCAUACAAUCACUACCCCAUCGGAAUCUCUUCUCAAGGAGCUACAAACCGUGGAGGAAAUGAAGCACCAAUGUGACACGAAAAGGGAGGCGUACGAAGUCAUGAGGGCAUCUUAUGGACAAAAAGGACAGUCAAAGAAUUCAAAAGUCGAAUCGUUUUCUGCAGAACAACUGCAAGAUUCACUUGUUGAAUACCAAGAGGAUGCAGCGUUGUUCAUAUUUCGCUUGAAAUCUCUGAAGCAGGGGCAAUUCCAUAGUCUUUUAACACAGGCUGCUCGCCAUCAUGCUUCUCAGCUAAUUUUUUUCAGGAGAGGACUCAAGUGCCUUGAGGCACUUGAACCCCAUGUAAAAGCAAUAGCUGAGAAACAGCACAUUGACUAUCAGUUCACCGGCCUUGAGGAUAAUGAAUCUGACAACGAUGGCUCCAGCUCUUACCAAGAGACUUGUAGUGAUGACAGAGAACUGAGUUUCGACUAUGAAAUAAAUGAUAGAGACCAAGAUUUUAUUGCUUCGAGAGGUUCAAUGGAUUUGGAUAAAGGAGACCUGAGGACUUCCCCAACGCCAAUAAAAGAGAUCAAGCAGGAAGAGGUGAAGCUACUGAAGGCAGAAGCAGCAGCUCCACAAGUGAAGCCUGAGAUCAUCACACAUUCAGCUCCAAUGUUUGCUGACAAUUUUGUCGAUCAAACAGAGAGGCUUCGGCAAAUCCGGCCAUCUUCAGCCCGGCACUCAUACAAACUCCCAACACCAGCGGAUGAUGACUAUCCCAGAUCAGCAGCUGUUCACAGGUCUCAUCAUUCCGCGCAUUUUUUCGGAAGUAAAGAUGGCGCUGCAGCCAACUUGUGGCAUUCAUCUCCACCGGCGAAAGAUUACAAGGCGAGCACCAUGCAUAGUGGUCCCAUUAAACUGCCAUCAAACUCUGAUUUUAGUAAGAAGUUAAAGAGAGAGUCCUGGUCUGGUCCGAUUCCAAGCAAAGCAGGAUCAAGCAAGCCUGAUCCCAAGUCAUCCAUGGGCCGUCCUCAUGCGAUGAUAUCCAAGUCGUGUGUUCAUGCUAGGCAGCCGUCACCAGUUUCACCCAAGAUGUUCCCACCUUCAAUAGUAUCCCCCAAAAUCAGUGAGGUUCAUGAGCUGCCUAGGCCUCCAGCCAAUGUUGAGCCCCUCCGGCCUUGUGGUCUAGUUGGCUACUCCGGUCCUUUGGUAUCAAAGCGCCAAGCUCCUACAGCACCUGUCCGUGCCUCGCCAACAGCGUCGCAGACAGCCUCGCCGCUUCCGCGGCCACCUGCUUCCUUGGCUCGCAGUUUCUCCAUACCCUCGAACAGCCAGAGAACACCCCUCAUUACAGUCAAUAAGUUGCUUGAGGCCAGAAGUAGCCGAGAGAGCAGUGAAAUUUCCUCCCCACCACUCACUCCGUUGUUUUCUUCUACCAGCCAACACAAAAAACAAUUAAAGGCAGCACUCGGAGAAAAGGGUAUGUCAUAGAUCAUGUCUUCCCAUUACACCUAAGCUGCAUCCAGUCUUGCUAUUGCAGCGGUAGUCGCAGAUGAUUUAACAAUAGCUUAUCUGACAACCAUCAUCUAUUGUUGUACCACAGAAUCCUUGUGACAACUACCUGCCAAUUGUGGAUCGUUCUUAGACAAUUUUGAUGUAAUUAGUGGUGUAUUUUAGGCUCUUGUUCAUAAUAUUCUAUCACUUUAGCGUUUGUCUUGUGAAAUGAUAAAUAAUACCGUGAAGCAAUUUACUAUGAUUAUGUAUGGUGGCAGUUCUUUGUA
Triticum urartu is the source of this 1790-nucleotide messenger RNA. The record is from RefSeq and is a predicted model, not a curated record. Lineage: Eukaryota; Viridiplantae; Streptophyta; Magnoliopsida; Poales; Poaceae.